This is a messenger RNA of Lineus longissimus, 3458 nucleotides long. Its product is annotated as aromatic-L-amino-acid decarboxylase-like. Gene Ontology annotation, cellular component: cytoplasm. Gene Ontology annotation, biological process: amino acid metabolic process. Gene Ontology annotation, molecular function: pyridoxal phosphate binding; carboxy-lyase activity. The transcript is spliced from 12 exons. The record is from RefSeq and is a predicted model, not a curated record. The coding region runs from base 47 to 1765 and encodes 572 amino acids. Lineage: Eukaryota; Metazoa; Nemertea; Pilidiophora; Heteronemertea; Lineidae.
GGAGGAUAAUCAACACUCCAGGAAGAUAUUUUAAACAAAAGCUACGAUGGACACGGAAGAAUUUCGAAAACGUGGCAAAGAGAUGGUGGACUACAUCUGUGAUUAUUUGGACACCAUAAAUACCAGACGCGUCACACCGGAAGUGCAACCAGGAUACCUGAGUCAGAUACUUCCGUCACGCGCUCCGAAGAAAGGAGAGGAAUGGGAUGAAGUAAUGAAGGAUGUAGAAAGGGCUAUCAUGCCAGGGAUUACCCACUGGCAGCAUCCCCGAUUCCACGCCUACUUCCCCGCCGGCAAUGCCUAUGCUUCAAUACUUGGUGAUAUGCUGUCAAACGCCAUUGGGUGUGUAGGAUUCUCAUGGGCCGCGAGUCCCGCCUGCACUGAAUUAGAAUGUAUAGUAUUAGACUGGCUCGGUAAAAUGAUAGGACUGCCCAAUAUGUUUCUCCACGAGCACGGGUCCGGGGGAGGAGUCCUGCAGGGGUCGGCCAGCGACUGUGUCCUCCUGGCACUCUUAGCCGCACGAUAUCAAGCCAUCAAACAACUCAAAAAUAUGUAUCCUUUCGUUGAGGAAGGGCUAUUGUUGUCGAAGUUAGUCGCCUAUUGUUCAACACUGGCUCAUUCAUGUGUUGAGAAGGCCGGCAUGAUAGCAUUCGUCAAGAUACGCCAGUUAGAUGUUGAUGACAAGUACUCACUGCGGGGAUCAACAGUCGCUCGGGCGAUUGAGGAGGACAGGAAGUUAGGGCUCAUACCAUUUUUCGUAUGUGGCACUCUCGGGACGACGGCUUGUGUCUCAUUCGACAACUUGGCAGAGAUUGGCCCCGUUUGUAGCAAGGAGAACGUCUGGCUUCACGUGGACGCAGCCUAUGCCGGAAGUGCUUUUGUUUGUCCCGAGUUUCAAUAUUUGCUAAAGGGAAUCGAGCAUGUAAAGUCGUUCAAUAUGAAUCCAAACAAAUGGAUGUUGGUGAAUUUCGACUGCUCUGCGUUUUGGGUAAAAGAUCGAGAUAUCUUAACGACUGCUUUGACUGUUGAUCCGCUGUAUCUUCAACACCACCAUGGAGAAACUGCAAUAGAUCUUAGGCACUGGGGUAUCCCGUUAAGCCGUCGAUUCCGAGCGCUGAAGAUCUGGUUCGUCAUUCGAAACUAUGGCGUAGAGGGAAUACAGAAGUACAUCCGAGAACAUUGCAGGCUUGCCAAGAAGUUUGACGGCCUGGUAAGAAAAGACAAUCGGUUCGAACUUAUCGGCGAGACGAGAAUGGGACUCGUUACAUUUCGGCUCAAGGGAUCAAACACUGUGACCCAAUGCCUGCUUCGUGCGAUCAACGAAAGCGGUAAAAUCCACAUGGUUCCGGCUUCCAUUAAUGAAGCGUACUUCAUACGAUUCGCCGUCUGCGCGAGGAACGCAGAUGAUGAUGACAUCACUUAUGCGUGGGACGUCAUCACAGAAAUUGCUGACGACAUACUAGAGACGAGUGACAACAAAGAUGAUGACAUGGUCACUAUUGAUGACGAAGAGGUCUUCAAUUUUGAUUUUUCAAUAGAUGAGAACAAUUGUGGGAAGAAAGAGAUCCCCGAUGAUUUGAAUGUCACGCGUUUACGGCGCAACGCGUUCCUAAAAAUGAUCUCCGAUCCCAAGUGCUACAACCCUAAGGUACUAAAGUCUCUUUCCUACCACACCCGAAAGAAUCGCACGGUCUCCCAGUCCUCUUGUGACUGCGCCACGGGCUACAUGGGCGGCAGAGGGAGGGACGCCGGCACUCCCAUCUAGGGCCUAACCCGCCCCUGUCUGGGCGUCGUUCAUCCAGUUUGCAUAAUAUUGUAAAGAUCUUUGCCAGAGUUCCGGCGUAUAAGCUUGUCGUUCUUCUGAUCUUUCCAAAAGUUUCUUAAGUUUUUCUGAAGGCUUAGGGGCUGCUGAUUACCACAUCUAAAAUCGUACUUAAGUGUAAUGAGCGGAACAUUGUUUAUUUUUGAACUCGUCAUGUUAUGCCGAAUUGUGCACAAAAUCCAUUAGAUUUGACGUUUUUAAAGUUACAUUUGACAAGCAUUUUAGCUGGCCAACAUGUAUCUGACUGAGAAGUGUGAUAUUUAUAUCUAGUGGUAAUACAUUUAUAUAGAAGUCCUUGAAUAUUGCAAUGGACAUUCACGGAAGGACUCUAUUCAACAUGAAAAUAAACAAUGUUCCUGUAUUCAUACUUCAGUACUAUAGUUCUAGAUGUUAUUCGUUAGCCAAUAAGCUUUCAGAAAAUUACAAUCGUACCACCCUUGGCGGACACCUCUCUAUUAAGGGCAGGACCUAAAUUUGUUUGUUCCAAUAAAUUUGACCAAUGUAAUCAGGACACCUCUCUGCUAAGGACAUCACUUGACAGUUCGGAGGGCGUCCUUAAUAGAGAGGUUAUACUGUAGUUGUGGGUCAAAUCAUACAUUUUCUGAUGGGACUAUUGUAACCUUGAGGACUUGUGCUUCUUCGUCAGUCUUAACAGGUAACUCUGGGAAAUGUUUACAAACUGGAUGAAAAUGUCUUUAACUUGUUAUCUGGUGAAACAAAUCAGACAGGGUGCAGGGUAUAACCCGGGGUGCUACUCACAGCCAUGACUUGGAGAUACUUUUGUGGUGAUAUAUGUUUGACCCUUUCAAGGCGCCACUUAUCCUGACUUCAUUUUUCUGUACCGCCUAAGUGUAGUGUGAAUUAAAACUGCCUGACGGAAUUGACUUUUUGAAACUCGCCCUCCACCACCUUUUCAUUACCCGUUCCCAUCUUUUUACUCAUCUUAGAGCUGCAUGGCCGUUACCGGUUGAUUUAACACUCCGUGAUUUACUCCGGGCCCUAGGUCAUUUUUUGUUCUUGAAGAGUGUAUAAUUGUAUCAUUGAAGCCAGAUUUUAAACGCGAGGUCUUGAAAGGGUUAAACUGUAGAUGUUAAAAAUAAAAUAUGACAGAAACGGGAAACUUAUUGAGUGUUUUAAUCAUACAUUUUGGUGUCUUAAUGAUAAGUUUGUAAGGGGCCGCACAUUUCGUAGGUACGCAGCAAAGGAAAAGGCUCUAAUUUUGUAAAUUGUACUAGAUUUAUUGGGUAUACGCGUGCGUACAGGACGUUUGGGGGGGGGGGGGGGUUAUUUAGGCCGACGAAGGCUUGUCAAAGGGACCUUCGUUGGUAAUUUAUCUCGAUGUCUAGUUUAUCGCUGUCCCUUAAGGCGGGUAGUGGUUUGCUGAUGAUUUUUCAUGUUGAUCCCGAAUUGGAAAAAAUAUGUAUUUUCGUUGCUGUAAAGUAAAAAGAGGGGUGUCGAAUCCCGAUUCCCGUGUAGAGGGCGCUUCGGAUGGCAUCCGUAAAUGACUGGGCAUCAACUUGUAGAACGUUCGUGACAAUGCUGAUAUGUACCGAACCACCCUCUACACGGCAUCUCUUUGAAGUCUAUAUUGACUAUCUAUGUAUGUACAUGUAUAUAUAAUAUCAAUAAGAAUCAU